ACCAUCCAAUUGCCUUUCCCGGAGCUGCCUCUCCCCGCCCCUGUCGCGAGCCAAGCAGUGAACCGUUGCUUGCAAGUGGAGCCGCAGCGACAUACACGGACCUAACAUCGGGUUUUGAAUCAUCACGUCGGACAUACAUCGAGCAAAAAUGACCUCUGUGGCAGACUUUGAGAAGGCAGCAGAGGAUGUCAAGAACUUGAAAACACGACCAUCAGACCAGGAGUUGCUGGACCUUUACGGCCUGUAUAAGCAAGCGGUCGUAGGAGACGUUAACACCGAUAGACCAGGAUUGUUUGACAUGAAAGGGAAAGCCAAGUGGGACGCCUGGGACUCCAAGAAAGGCAUGUCUAAGGAUGACGCCAUGGCAGCCUAUACCAAGCUUGCAAAGGAAAUCAUCAGCAAAUAUGGCAUGUAAUGAAUGAAUAGAAUGCAAGCAGCAAAUAUAACAUGUUUAACUAAAUAAAGGACUGAAGUGAGGCUGCUGUCUUAAACUAAUAACAACUGUGCUCUGAGGUUUUAAUCAUGCUGGUUUUUGAAUUGCUUUUCUACAUCUUUUUAUUCAAAACAUAACGUCCAUGCACCUUUUUAAUGUGAGACUGUAAUGUUUGCUACUUGAUUUUUGAUUAUGAAUGCUAACAUGCGGUCAUUUUCAAUAACGGUAAAUAGAACUUGAUUUGUUAUAAGAAUGGAACAACUUACAAGAAAUGGUAUAUGUUCACCUUUUGAAAAUAAAGCAUCUGUACUAUGUUA
This is a messenger RNA of Nerophis ophidion (straightnose pipefish), 750 nucleotides long. It is a transcript of the gene acbd7, whose product is annotated as acyl-CoA binding domain containing 7. The transcript has 4 exons. Lineage: Eukaryota; Metazoa; Chordata; Actinopteri; Syngnathiformes; Syngnathidae. The record is from RefSeq and is a predicted model, not a curated record. Gene Ontology annotation, biological process: fatty acid metabolic process. Gene Ontology annotation, molecular function: fatty-acyl-CoA binding. Bases 149 to 415 code for a protein of 88 amino acids.